AUGACGUUUAGCGAAUUCAUUAAAUCUUUAUUCAAAAUUAUUAGUGUUCCUGAUACAAACUCAAUGAAUAAUACUCAAAUUAGACUGAAGGGACUAGCGAAAGUUUCAUUAGGCCUUUUAAAGAUGGCAGUAAUGCAUUUAAUGAUUGAUCCUCUUUUACCUCAUCGUGCUGAAUUUGCUUUAGAAUAUACUUGGUUACAUCCGUUAAGUUUACUAUAUACGUUACUCUAUGGUAUUAAGGCAUACUGUUUAUUAGGCGCUAUAGAUAUCUUUAUGGGACUUGAGCAGACCUUAUUUGGAUGGAAUAUGAUCCCACUAUUUAAUUCACCUAUUCUUUCUAGUAGUCCAAGAGAUUUCUGGAGGUAA
Cokeromyces recurvatus is the source of this 366-nucleotide messenger RNA. RefSeq lists its product as uncharacterized. The transcript has a single exon. The coding region runs from base 1 to 366 and encodes 121 amino acids. Lineage: Eukaryota; Fungi; Mucoromycota; Mucoromycetes; Mucorales; Mucoraceae. The record is from RefSeq and is a predicted model, not a curated record.